Molecule: messenger RNA, 1126 nt
Organism: Lobosporangium transversale
Lineage: Eukaryota; Fungi; Mortierellomycota; Mortierellomycetes; Mortierellales; Mortierellaceae
Exons: 9
Coding region: 126-1115 (329 amino acids)
Molecular function (GO): protein serine/threonine phosphatase inhibitor activity
Source: RefSeq, a predicted model, not a curated record
CCCACACUUUUCUCCUUCCUCGCAAACAUAUCCUUUUUCUUCUUCUUCUUCUUCUUCUUUCUCUUAUCUCUUUUUACUCUUUACCCUCACCCUUUUCUUCUUCUACUCUCGUAUAAAACCACAAUAUGGCCAGUGAAGAAACCCUUCCUCAUCGAGAAGGUCUCACCACUUCGCAUCAUGACUGGACUAUGAUCCAAGUCGGUAAACUUGUCGAAAAUCAGAAUGUUAUUAUUAUUGAAGCCAACACAUCGGUUGAAGAUGCAUGCGAAGUGCUCUUCAAACAUGGAAUCAGUUCAGCACCAGUUUAUGACUCGGAACGGGAGACCUAUGUAGGCAUGUUCGAUUAUAGUGAUCUGAUGGCCUAUAUUCUCAUCGCCCUCAAGAAGACAGAAGUCCCGACUGAAGAACAAACCCUGAGCAUGCGUGAUCUGAUUCAAAAAACCAGACAUAGCCAAAAUGUCCCAGUAAAAUUGGCCUCUGACCUCUCUGGAAAGGAUCCAUUUUGUACAGUCCUGGCUGAGACAAGACUCGGAGCAGUCAUCUGCGACUUUGCUACCGGUAUUCAUCGAGUUGCUGUUAUCGAUUCUACUGGCCGUCUCAUUGGAGUUUUGUCACAGUCUUCUACAUUGGAUUAUCUCCUGCGUCAUUUGAGUGAAUUCCCUCAACUGCAACAUAUAAUGCACCAAACUUUGCAUCAAGUUGGUCUCUCUAAUAGCAAGGUUCUCUCUGUUAAUGGAGACGUCCAGGUGAUAGAGGCGCUAAUAAUCAUGAGCAAGCAUAAUGUAUCUUCACUUGCUGUAUUGGAUGAACAAGGCAUCCUUCUUGGGAACAUCAGUAUGACAGACAUUCAGCUCAUAAUGAAGGAGUUGAGGACGUCAUGGCUCUGGCUUAGUUGUUUUCAGUUUGUAUCCAAAGUUCGAAGAUCACAUGGAGUGGAGACAGGUGAAGAUCUUUACCCAGUCAUAGACGUGAAUGAGAAAUCAACAUUUGGAUAUGCGCUGUCGAAACUGCAAGCGACCAAAGUGCAUCGUCUAUGGGUGGUCAAUGAUAUGGGAUUUGCCGUUGGAGUAGUCAGUCUGACAGAUGUGUUCAAGAUCCUCAGCAAGCUUGUUUGAUUGAGGAAACC